This is a messenger RNA of Clarias gariepinus (North African catfish), 5670 nucleotides long. RefSeq names its product angiotensin II receptor, type 2 (gene agtr2). The transcript has 3 exons. Gene Ontology annotation, biological process: G protein-coupled receptor signaling pathway; immune response. Gene Ontology annotation, cellular component: membrane. Bases 687 to 1814 code for a protein of 375 amino acids. NCBI's taxonomy places the organism in Eukaryota, Metazoa, Chordata, Actinopteri, Siluriformes, Clariidae. Gene Ontology annotation, molecular function: bradykinin receptor activity. The record is from RefSeq and is a predicted model, not a curated record.
UCCAUCACUCUUUAACACUGUCCCUCUCUCUCUAUCACUCCGUCUAUCUCUUAUUCUCGGUCCCGCUCUCUCUCUCUGUCUCUCUCUUCAUCACUCUGUCUGUCUUUAUCACUCUGUCUUUCUCUCCCUCUCCAUCACCCUCUCUUUCUCUCCAGAUCUCUCUCUCUCCAUCACUUUGUCCCCUCUCUCUGUAUUCAUCUUUCUCUCUCUCUCUCCAUCACUCUGUCCCCCUCUCUCCAUUACUUUCUCUCUCCACCACUCUGUCUUUCCCACCCUGUCUGUCCCCCCUCUCUCUCUCUUGCUCUCUAUCACUCCAUCCCUCUCUAUUUCUCUCUCCAUCUGUCUAUCUAUCUGUCCUAUACACACUACCUUACUCUCUCUCUUUCUUUUCAGUUUUCUCAGCCCUGCCCUCUUUAUCCCCCCACAUCUCUCUCUCUCUCACUCCCAUGCUUCCUCUCUUUCUAUCUCUCCCUCUCUCUCUCUCACUCCCAUACUCCCUCUCUCCCAUAAAGACGCACUACAGGAAACCCUCCGAGCUCUCGGUGUAGUUUGGAAGAAGAUGAACAUCUGUUUGUAAUCUCAACUUCAGGAGAACUUCAUGAGGGAUUCGCUGAUCAGAGAAACGAGCCAGAAUAUUUCCACCAAAUCCCGGUAAACUUCCAUCAAAAACAAGCUUGUACAUCACCAUGGAAUCCUGCCACUCCUGCCUGAACCUGAGCACAACCAAUGAGUCCGGGGCUCUCCAUGACCCCUCGAACCAAUCGUGUGAUUUUCUCUCAUUCUCCAGCUCUCACUACCAGCAGACCAUAAUUCCUGUUAUUUAUUUUCUAAUCUUCAUCCUGGGUUUCCUUGGGAACACGCUAGCAGUGUGUGUGCUGGGUCAGAAGUCACUGAGGUGUUCUGUUGCAAACACAUACCUGUUAAACCUGGCCCUGUCUGACCUUAUCUUUAUUUCUGCGCUUGUGUUUUGGGCGGUGCAUUACCUCCGGGAAUACGACUGGCCGUUUGGGUGGUUCAUGUGCAAGCUGUGUGGCUCUUUGACGUCGUUAAACACCUAUGCUAGCAUCUACUUUAUCAUGGGAAUGAGCAUUGAUCGGUAUCGUGUCAUAGUCUACCCGCUGCACUCGCAUUGCUCAGAAAGUGCGUAUAACGCAAGGACUGUGUUUAAUGCCAGGUGUGUGUGCGGCGUCAUCUGGAUCUUAGCGAUGCUCACAACCAUCCCGGUGCUUGUUUUCCGGCAAACGCAUUACUCUGUUGAGCAUAACGUGACGGCCUGCGUGAUGAUUUACCCGGAUAGGCUCUGGCACGGAAUGCUAACGCUGGCUAAGAACAUUUUUGGCUUUGUGAUCCCUUUUCUAGUCAUUGCACUGUGCUACAGCCGAAUCAGGUGUCAUUUGCUGGUGUCGCCAGAGUUAGUGGAACCUGAUUCGUCACGCUUGGAGCGUGCACGCCGCAUCGCAUUCGCCAUAGUCAUGGCGUUCUUCCUCUGUUGGUUCCCAUUUCACACGCUGUCCUUCAUGGGCGUGUUGCAGGAGCUUGGUGUGCAUUGGAGCUGCGAAGUUCAGCAGGUGAUAAGGGUCAUGAUGGCUCCUGCGCUCUGCCUUGGCUUCGCCAACUCUGCCAUCAACCCGCUGCUCUACUGCUUUGUGGGGAAUCGAUUUCGCCAGCAGCUGCGCCGCCUCUGGAAAGCAAAAGUGCAAAAGAUUGGAACAAAGCGGCAUGACUCUCUCAGCAUGCAGAUCAGCUCCGUCUCACGAAAACUGAGUAACACCAAAGAUACAAUGGCCUCACUCUCUGUGGAGGACAAACUGUGAGAACGGAACUUUUUGACACACGUUAUUGACGGUCAUGAGGUUUAAAACUGUUAAUGACCGAGGAAAACAGUAGGAAAACAAUCACAAACCUCAACAGCUUCUUCACAUACUGUAUGUUUUCUUCAAUACCAGGAAUUACCUUCAUUAUGACCCAAAACAUCCUACCAAACAUCUGCGGGUUCAGACAUACCAAAAAACAUCAACGUUAAACCAUUAUGAAAUAUUGAUUACCACAAGCGGGCACUGUUCAUGUGGACGUGUACCAUAAUAAGGAUGACCUGAUGGAAAGUGGAGCAUGACAAAAACCCAAAACAAAAUAGUGGGCUCUACUGCACCGGAGGACAAAUGGCAUCUCACAUUUGUGUGCCACCAAAGAACAGGAGUGGAAUGUGCAAGAGUAUUUUAUGCUACCAUUUUAGCAUCAUGGCGACCUCUGGUGGUGUGGAGGGCAAAGUGCAACGUUAUCAUGUGCAGGACGCAGGACAAGAGCGGACAAUGGAUUCUUACUGGUUUAGAGUAGCACAUGAUCUAGUCUAGAAAAGUCUAGAUGGUCUAGCACGUUUGUGCACUGGAUUUGAUAUUUAUGCUAGCACCUUAUGUAGUGCACUAGCACCAAUUAAGAGCUAUUUAAGACACAAUUUCUAAGUAGUAAGACGUAUAAAGACACAACUCUUUACUGUUUAUUUGUACUAUUGGAUUAAAAUGCCCUAUAAGAACCUUUUCAGGAUGUAUGACAUAUGCUUGUGUUUCAGGGAAGACGUUACGCUAAAUCACGUUAUAACGAUGCUAAGGUCGUCAGUACAACUUAGCUCACGAUACACGCACAUUAGUAAACUCGCUGUAGGACACCAGGACGUCUAGCUAGCUAUAACAGGUCGAGUCACGAAUAGCACCAAAGCACUUACACACAGAUCAAGCUCUAAAAAAAGAUAAGCCAUGCGACGUGUGUUAAGUUGUUCACGCAGAGGUCUGACACUCGAGAUUUGUGUCUGAGGCAGAACGAUUUCAUGGCCGUGCUGUGCCUGGGGCCGCAACCCUGGGAGAAUGUUAGCAAUGUUAAAAACUGCACAGAAUGCAUUACAUCACCGGUCACAACUAGUGUGUACACACACACAUGCACACACACACAUGGAGUACAGAUAAGACCUCUCUGUAAUCAUCUGUGUGUUUUAUGGACUUAUGGUUUUAGAGUGCUUUUCUUGGCAAAUCUGUUGGCAAGAUUAUUCUCUCUCUCUCUCAAUGUGUGUGUGUGUGUGUGUGUGUGUGUGUGUGUGUGUUUUCACUGUGUAUUGGAUUUAACCCUUUUGUUCCUGAAUUGCCCUGUAAUUCUACAUACACUAACUCUUACAGUACCUGUCAGGUUCAGGUGCUGGCUCAUAAAUAAACAAGCAAGUUAUUAUUCAUGGAAAUGUAAAGAAUCUUCUUGGUAUUCACAGGAAAAAUAUUGUUUUAGUCUUUAAAUACAAUUUUUUAUCAAAGCAUCAUAACACAUUCCGCAUUAACAGAAACAUUGUGACAUUUUGUAAUCAUGAGUGAAGAUGAAAAAUAACAUUACUAUUGAAUUUUGAUUCUUGGAAUGAAGUAGAGUCACGGAGACGCAACAUGAUUAAUGCUCGCCUGAAAUAUCAGUAACGUUAGACAGAAAGAAAGGGAAAAAAAGUCCAAUAAAAAAGAAUAUGAAACACCUUUACAGCAUAUUAAUCCAGUAAUAAAACUGUGUUUCUGUGUGUGUGUGUGUGUGUGUGUAUGUCUAUGAUGUCCAGAAGUGUAGUAUUCCCCUUACACACAUUAAUCAGGCAAACGCUUAUCGUAUACUUUUCUUCACUUACAUACGACACGCAGCAUGUGGAUGGUUUAUCUGUUUAUAUUUACGUUUCCAGUUAAAGUCAUUUAAAAAAGUGCAGACGAGGAUGAAAUAAACUAUAGAGUGAGAAAAUGAAAUAGGAAUAUUUAAAACUAACUUACUAAAUAAACACUGUACAUUUUAGAAUAUAAAAACUUUUAAUAUUAAUAAUUAAGUAAAUGUGUGUUAAAGGUAAUAAAUAAUUAAGUAAAUGCAUAUUAAGUUAAAAAAAUGGUUAAAUACAUAAAUUUAUUAUUUAAAAAAAUAAAUAUAUAAAAUAAAAAGCAAAAAUGUAACAAAUAAAUCGUUAUAAUAUAAACAGAUAAACAUAUAAAAAGUAAAUGAUAAAUAAAUAAAUAUUACAUAAAUAAGAAUAAAUAAAUGAAUAAGUAAAUGACAUAUUAAUUAAUAAAUAAAUAAUAAAGGGAAUAAAUAGGAAACAUUGAAUACUUUAACAAUUUAAAUAUAAAUAAAUAAAUAAAUAAAUAAAUAACACCACUAGCAGGCAAUAUGUUAUAGGUUUUUGAAAAUUGUAAUUGAUAAGUAUUUUACAACUAUACGAAAAAAAAGUAGUAAAUAAAGUAAAUAAAGUAAGUAAAUGAAAACAGAAUUAGAAUCGAGUUUAAUGCACGCGCAGUAACGAAAGAAACGUGAACCAAAACAAUCCCAAACCCACGACUCAAACAAUCUGAACCUGAGAUCCUCAAAUAUUAAUUAUCACACUUUUCUUGACUAAAUGUCUGAUUAUUCAUGUCUACUUUUUUCUUUUUUCUUGGAACGUGGGGUUUUUGUUGCUCAGAGAUUAUGAAAAAAAAUAAUAAUAUAAAACGUCUGUGUCAAGACAUGACUGCAGUCCAGCUGGGAGCGUUUAUACUGCUGAUGUGUGUGUGUGUGUGUGUGUGUGUGUGUGUGUAUGUGUGUACAGUUCCUCUGAAUCCUUUUCACACUGUUAAAUGAUGUGAUAUGAUGUCAUGUCAUGUUAAGGAUUAUGAUGUGAUGUGAUGUCAUGUGAUGUAGAAAUGAGUUUAAGAAUGAAGCGGAUGUGGAAACUAAUGCUGGACCUCAUUACAUCUGAGUCAAAUAUAAUAAACUAUUAUUGGGAAAAAUAUAUAUAAUUAUUAUACUGUACUUUAUUUAAACUGUGGAAGAUGUUCGAGCAGAGUGUAUUUAACUUAUAUCUAAAAAUAAUGAUAAAAAUCAUAUUUCUGUCUUCAACUAAUUCUGUAAUCCUGAUGAUUAAAUCCAGCCUUUAUGUUGAAGGUCUUGUGUAUGUUAUAUUCUUGUGUAACUUUCUAUUUAUUGUCUUAAUUAACAUCAUGGGAUGUGGACGAAGGAAUAGAGAGCGACCAAGUAGGAGGAAGUGGCAUCACUUUUUUUUUGCAUCUCUUGCUUUCUUUUCACCAUUUAAAUUAUUAUUAUUAUUAUUAUUAUUAUUAUUAUUAUUAUUUUCACCCUUUACCCUAAGAACCCCCUGUAGCACAGUCCUAUCUCAUUAUAAAUAACAUCAAUCUUUUCCACCUAACAGACUGAUUUAUGGAGCCGCUACGUGAGGAGUGAAACCCCAGACACCUCAGGUCUACACCUGCCCUAUUGACAGGUCGGAUCUGCACAGUGGGUAACUCGGGGUUGACUUUCUGCCCCACACGCUGCUCAAAGAGGCCUCGAGGAUGUUGAAACCACAUGCCUUCCUUCCUGCACACACCACCGCAGCAUCUUUCUUCGCAUAAAAAAAUUCUUACUUAUAUGUGUAUCAGUCUCCUGAACUGACAUCUACAUGACAAAAUAAUGACGUACAGUAGAGUAAAGCAAAGUGCAAAAAUCUUAGCUAACCUGUGGCUUUGCUUUUUUAUUUUAUGACAUAAAUUAAGUCUUUAAUUUAAAUUAGUUUAAAUUCAAAUGUACAGAUUAUAUAUACACAGUGGGUACAGAAAGUAUUCAGACCCCCUUAAAUUUUUUACUCUUUGUUAUUUUGCAGCCAUUUGGUAAAAUCAUUUAAGUUCAUUUUGUUCCUCA